AUGGGCGAGGAGAUUACAGAGAAUGUGACUAAGACGAAGGACGCUGCUGGGGAGAAGGUGUCGGGUGCUGUGGAGAGCGUGAAGGGGACUGUGGGUGAUGCGCAGAGCAGGAUCAGCGAGGGGGCGGAGAGGCUGAUGGGCGAGGCAGAGGAGGGUCAAGAGCGCGCUUCGGAUGAGCUUCGCAGUGCGCAGGAGGAUCUGAAGGAGGGGGCGAGGAAGGCGGAGGAGAGGGGGAAGGGUGCUGUGCGCCAGGGGGAACGCAAGGUGGGGGAGGUCACUGAUGACAUCAAGAAGAUGUGA
Closterium sp. Yama58-4 is the source of this 300-nucleotide messenger RNA. The record is from the annotation of a GenBank genome assembly. Lineage: Eukaryota; Viridiplantae; Streptophyta; Zygnematophyceae; Desmidiales; Closteriaceae.